AACUGCCGCCGCCUCCUUCGACUCAGCUGGGCGCCGGGAGCUGCACCCAUGGCGGUCACCGCUGAGGGCGCCCGCAGGAAGGAGCGCGUCCUCUGCCUGUUUGACGUGGACGGCACCCUCACGCCCGCUCGCCAGAAAAUCGACCCUGAGGUGGCUGCCUUCCUGCAGAAGCUGCGAAGAAGGGUGCAGAUCGGUGUGGUGGGCGGCUCUGACUACUCUAAGAUUGCUGAGCAGCUGGGAGAGGGGGAUGAAGUCAUUGAGAAGUUUGAUUAUGUGUUUGCUGAGAAUGGGACGGUGCAGUAUAAGCAUGGACGACUGCUCUCCAAGCAGACAAUCCAGAACCACCUGGGGGAGGAACUCCUGCAGGACUUGAUCAACUUCUGCCUCCGCUACAUGGCCCUGCUCAGACUGCCCAAGAAGCGUGGAACCUUCAUCGAGUUCCGGAACGGCAUGCUGAACAUCUCGCCCAUUGGCCGGAGCUGCACCCUGGAGGAGCGAAUCGAGUUCUCCGAACUGGACAAGAAGGAGAAGAUCCGGGAGAAGUUUGUGGAAGCCCUGAAAACAGAGUUUGCCGGCAAAGGACUGAGGUUCUCCCGAGGAGGCAUGAUCAGUUUUGACGUCUUCCCUGAGGGCUGGGACAAGCGCUACUGCCUGGACAGCCUGGACCAGGACUGCUUCGACACCAUCCACUUCUUUGGGAAUGAGACCAGCCCCGGUGGGAACGACUUUGAGAUCUACACAGACCCCCGGACUGUUGGCCACAGUGUGGUGUCCCCGCAGGACACGGUGCAGCGAUGCCGUGAGAUCUUUUUCCCAGAGACAGCCCAUGAGGCGUGACCAGGGCCCACACCUGCCCCUUGGGACUUCCAGAGAGCUCUGCCCAGGCCUAAGACAGCCCCUGGCCCUGGUGUUGGGGGGCGCCAGGGCCCCUCCUCUGGCCCAGGACACCUGCCUCAUGUUACCUGCCAAAGGCCCACCUCAGUGGGCCCAGGGCCUAUGUGGACAGCCACCCCCAGCUGGUCAGCUCUUGGUGGGCCUGACUCCCGUCCUCCAGCCCGAUGGCCCUGGCUGCAGCUGCUGCUCAUACUUCUGGACAGAACAGGUUUCUGUCUAUGCGGGAAGCGUGUGCGAGUGUUGGUACGAGAUAGAGCCCGCGCUGCUUCCCUGCCCUAGAUGGGGCACGGAGCAGUGGGGAAGGUGCAUACUUGUGAGAACUUUGUCUCACAGAUACUAAACUUCGUGGAA
Mesoplodon densirostris (Blainville's beaked whale) is the source of this 1245-nucleotide messenger RNA. RefSeq names its product phosphomannomutase 1 (gene PMM1). The transcript has 8 exons. Bases 49 to 837 code for a protein of 262 amino acids. Gene Ontology annotation, molecular function: phosphomannomutase activity. The record is from RefSeq and is a predicted model, not a curated record. Gene Ontology annotation, cellular component: cytosol. Lineage: Eukaryota; Metazoa; Chordata; Mammalia; Artiodactyla; Ziphiidae. Gene Ontology annotation, biological process: mannose metabolic process; protein N-linked glycosylation; GDP-mannose biosynthetic process.